AUGCUCCUCUGCGAGAAAGUCAUUCCGUUAACAACUUGGCUGGAGCACGAGGAAACUAAGCGACUAACGAGUGUGAAGUUGCCUCCGGGAGCGAAUAUUCGCAACUUUCGUCGGCUGAAGGAAGUUCUACCCCGGUCCGAACGAGAGAGUUGGACGAAAAGAGAAUUGGACGAAAGAGAGAAUUGGACGAAAGAGAGAAUUAUACGAAAGAGAGAAUUGGACGAAAGAGAGAAUUGGACGAAGGAGAGAAUUGGACGAAAGAGAGAAUUGGACGAAAGAGAGAAUUGGACGAAAGAGAGAAUUGGACGAAAGAGAGAAUUGGACGAAAGAGAGAAUUGGACGAAAGAAGAGAACUGGACGAAAGAGAGAACUGGACGAAAGAGAGAACUGGCCGAAAGAGAGAACUGGACGAAAGAGAGAACUGGACGAAAGAGAGACCUGGACGAAAGAGAGAACUGGACGAAAGAGAGAACUGGACGAAAGAGAGAACUGGAUAAAAGAGAGAACUGGACAAAAGAGAGAACUGGACGAAAGAGAGAGCUGGACGAAAGAGAGAACUGGACGAAAGAGAGAACUGGACGAAAGAGAGAACUGGACGAAAUAGAGAACUGGACGAAAGAGAGAACUGGACAAAAGAGAGAACUGGACGAAAGAGAGAACUGGUCGAAAGAGAGAACUGGACGAAAGAGAGAACUGGACGAAAAAGAGAACUGGACGAAAGAGAGAAUUGGACGAAAGAGAGAACUGGACGAAAGAGAGAACUGGACGAAAGAGAGAAUUGGACGAAAGAGAGCAUUGGACGAAAGAAAGAACUGGACGAAAAAGAGAACUGGACGAAAGAGAGAACUGGACGAAAGAGAGAACUGGACGAAAGAGAGAACUGGACGAAAGAGAGAACUGGACGAAAGAGAGAACUGGACGAAAGAGAGAACUGGACGAAAGAGAGAACUGGACGAAAGAGAGAACUGGACGAAAGAGAGAACUGGACGAAAGAGAGAACUGGACGAAAGAGAGAACUGGACGAAAGAGAGAACUGGACGAAAGAGAGAACUGGACGAAAGAGAGAACUGGACGAAAGAGAGAACUGGACGAAAGAGAGAACUGGACGAAAGAGAGAACUGGACGAAAGAGAGAACUGGACGAAAGAGAGAACUGGACGAAAGAGAGAACUGGACGAAAGAGAGAACUGGACGAAAGAGAGAACUGGACGAAAGAGAGAACUGGACGAAAGAGAGAACUGGACGAAAGAGAGAACUGGACGAAAGAGAGAACUGGACGAAAGAGAGAACUGGACGAAAGAGAGAACUAGACGAAAGAGAGAACUAG
Molecule: messenger RNA, 1326 nt
Organism: Topomyia yanbarensis
Lineage: Eukaryota; Metazoa; Arthropoda; Insecta; Diptera; Culicidae
Product: trichohyalin-like
Exons: 4
Coding region: 1-1326 (441 amino acids)
Source: RefSeq, a predicted model, not a curated record